Naegleria gruberi is the source of this 2106-nucleotide messenger RNA. RefSeq lists its product as uncharacterized. The coding region runs from base 1 to 2106 and encodes 701 amino acids. NCBI's taxonomy places the organism in Eukaryota, Heterolobosea, Eutetramitea, Acrasida, Naegleriidae. The transcript has a single exon. The record is from RefSeq and is a predicted model, not a curated record. Gene Ontology annotation, molecular function: protein binding.
AUGGACCCAAUGAUAUCUGGUGUGCUUGAUAUUCUCCAACAGAAUCAUCAUCAAACAGAACCAUUUAAUGAUUCCAAUCAUCCGAUUCAUCUUUACAUGUUCCUUACAAGGAAUGUCAUUGAAUAUUUGGGAGAAUGUUUAAUUAAUUUCAUGGAUCUGUACUUUGAAUUCAUUAUUCAAUUAUUCAUUUGUGGAAAUGUUAGUAGGGGGGAAUUAUUGGCCAAUCAACUACUAGAGGACAUGGAACAAAUUUCCGAAGAGAGCUUCAUCUUGUUGGAAAACAUGUUGAAUGAAAUUUACAUAUUUGGUAUCGAUUUUCAGGAUGAAUUUAUAACAAGCAAGCAAAAACUGUCCAAAUUAAUCAAUUUAAUAUUUGGAGUGAUUUAUUUCAAUAAGGGUAACGAGACCAAAUACCUGCAAUAUAUGGAACGUGUAUAUUCUGACGAAAUAAUCGAAAGGAAAAUACUGAGAGUGAUCUUCUUGAAUAGAAUAGGAGAUUUUGAGAAGGCCUAUGAAGUAGUGAAAGGCCUGAUUCAUUUCCAUGAUUUUUACAAAUACCUUGAUGAAUAUUGCAAGACCAUGAUAGGACUGAAUAGAACCGAAGAGCUCUUCCAAGACCUAGAACCGAUAGUGAGUGUCAAGAUUCAAGAAAGUGAUGCUAGAACUUUUGUACAGGAGAAUUUUGGAGUAAUUUAUUGCCUCUACCUUUCUGCCAGCUUAUCAGGUAGGCUUAAUGAAUUGGAGCAUUUGAACAAAUAUAAUGUAGAAUAUGCAGCUUGCUUUAGUAACAAGCUUAAAAUUCUCAAAUGCUACGCGAAAUUCCAAAUAAGCAUGUCAUAUGGAUUUUUAGAGCAAAUGAAUCGAUCCUCAUUCGUUCUACUUAAUAGUUAUUGCUUGUCAAUGUUUGAUUCCAACAAUCAGUUCAUGCAGCAAAGUAAGGAACAUACAAAAGUUAUUCAUGGAGAUCAAUUGAAACUUUUCGUUAACAUGUACUCUACAACAAGUUUCCGAUUCCAAGUUGAUUUUGAUUUUUCCAAAUUGAUUUCUAAUGAAGCAAUUCUAACUGAAUUCAAAUAUUCCUACAAUCCAAAAAAUCUUUCUCUGCUCUAUGACCCAGAGAACAGUCCAGAGAGGGAAAUAUAUAGCGAUAAUACCACCAAAGUAUUUGCCAAUCUUGAUAGUGUUUAUAUUUGUAAACCUGAUGAUUGUUGGGCAAAAGAAAUGCCUACUGAAUAUGGAUCACAAAUCAUCUGCUACAAGAACCAUUUACUACUCAAGAAGGACUUUUCCAUAAAGUCAGUAUCAUUCAAUAAUGGAAAGGAAAAGAAGCUUAAAUUAUCUAACUGUAGAUCACUUGAUGUGAAAUAUGAUACAGAGAAUUGGAUUUCCUUUUUAUUUAAUAGAGAAGAUGAGAAUUUAAUAGCUCUUGGACAGGACUGUGGGCCGAGUAUUAUAGCUUCUUCCCUGCACGGUGUAGAUAUUGUGAGUUUUGAGGAAAUUGAGGAUGGCAUUGCAUGUUAUUUAGCGAUUGAAAGAUUACCAUCACGAACAUCUAAUAUAUGUAAAUACUACAUCAGUGUUGAAAAUGGGCAUUUACAUCAAAGAAAGGUAUUAUUUUCAGAUGAUAAUCACUUCUCGAUUGAUUUUUAUCACGAGAAGGAGAAAAUUAUUGGCUAUUCCUGCCCUGAACAUUUACAAUUUUACAAUGUCAACACAAAUAAGUUGCUCUAUCAAACGACUGUAAAAUCAUUAUAUUUACUUGACCAAUUUCAAGACAUGAUUCUAAUUGCAAGCGAUGUGGAAAAAAGAUUAAUGGUAUUUAAUCUGAGUAAGGAUUCAGUUAAGGUACUUGUAGAUUUAUCCUACAAGAAUAGCCCUUCAAUUGUGCUAGGAAGAUUUUGUGGAUCUCGUUCGUUCAUUAUUGAAAGAGAAGACACCACCCUCUAUGAGUACUCUUUAUCCAAUGGUGAAUGUCUUGCUGUUUAUCCCUUCAAGAUUAAUUUUACAACAUCUGUGGAAUAUUUCGAGCAUUCCCCUUCACAAAAGAGAUUUCUUCUCGUAUUGGAACUUGAUUGCAUUCAUCUCAUUGAAUUGUCAUCAAUUUAA